Clunio marinus is the source of this 1223-nucleotide messenger RNA. The record is from the annotation of a GenBank genome assembly. NCBI's taxonomy places the organism in Eukaryota, Metazoa, Arthropoda, Insecta, Diptera, Chironomidae.
GACUUUGAAAACGCUUGAAAACAAAAACACUUCUAUCUCUUAAAAAUCGUAAAUAUUGUAUAAGUUGAACAUCAGAAAAUUAAAAAAAGGUCAAAUUAAGAUUGAUAAUGGCUAAGAAAACGGAGAUUCAAAUAUCACACUCUCCUACGGACGUUAUUUCAUCCCUCACUUUUGCUCCUUCUUCAAAUCAAUUUUUAGCAGCGAGUUCUUGGGAUGGAACAGUUCGUUUAUAUGACAUUGUUUCUAAUACCAUGCGGAAAAAGUUUGUCAACAACUGUCCGAUCCUUGAUGUCUGUUUUCAAGAUGCUGUUCAUAUGAUAAGUGGUAGUCUUGACUCUCAGCUUAAACUUAUGGACCUGAAUACCAACACAGAAUCGAUAAUAGGCAAUCAUGAUAACACUAUAAAGUGUGUGGAAUAUGCAAGUAAACUUAAUGGAAUUGCUACCGGUAGUUGGGAUAAAACUGUUAAAUUAUGGGAUACUAGAGAGAAAACUUGUGUUGGAACAUAUGAACAAAACAAUGGAAAAGUAUAUUCGAUGAGUGUUGUUGAUGAGAAACUUGUUGUGGCAACAUCAGAUCGUAAAGUUCUAAUAUGGGAUCUCCGAAAUAUGAGCAAUUAUCAAAUGCGACGAGAAUCAUCUCUGAAAUAUCAAACAAGAUGUAUUCGAGUGUUUCCUAACAAGGAAGGCUACGUUAUGUCAUCAAUUGAAGGCCGUGUUGCUGUUGAAUAUUUUGACAAUGAUCCUGAAGUUCAAAAGAAAAAGUUUGCUUUCAAGUGUCAUCGUGUCAAAGAGAAUAAUGUUGAACUCAUUUACCCUGUCAACGCUAUAAGCUUCCAUAGCGAAUAUAACACAUUCGCUACUGGAGGGAGCGAUGGAUAUGUCAGCAUCUGGGAUGGUUUCAAUAAGAAACGACUGUGUCAAUUCCAUCAUUAUGACUCUUCAAUUGCAUCUCUCGCUUUUAGUAGUGAUGGAAGCACAUUAGCUAUUGGAUGCUCGUAUCUGGAUGAAAUGGAAAAGCCACCAGAACCGAUGCCUGAGCCAAACAUAUUCGUGAGAUAUGUCAAUGAACAAGAAAUCAAACCGAAAUAAGAAAAUCCUCAAAACUAUUUAAAAUAUAUUUUUAAUUGACAUUUAACUUUUCUUCUAUAAACUGAAACUCGGAAAAUUAAUAAAUCAUUUUAUAAAUUCACCAAUACAAAGUGAAACAUUUGUUCCACCAAA